This is a messenger RNA of Daphnia carinata, 3326 nucleotides long. RefSeq lists its product as uncharacterized. Gene Ontology annotation, cellular component: membrane. Lineage: Eukaryota; Metazoa; Arthropoda; Branchiopoda; Diplostraca; Daphniidae. The transcript has a single exon. The record is from RefSeq and is a predicted model, not a curated record. The coding region runs from base 94 to 2286 and encodes 730 amino acids.
CACCGCCGUUCCGGUGGUGCCGGCGCAGCUGCUAGCCGUUGCUGGGCGGGGGGAGGGGGAGCCCUGGAGACGGAACCAUUCCAUCCAUCAUCAAUGGUGUCGGCCCAGGUGCGGCUAGCCUUGCAGGCCAUGCGCUACUACCGGCUGUGGAUCUACGCGUCCAAUCUGGUGCUGAUGGCCGGCGUGGUCAUCUUCGCCUCGGUGGCGGCCGCUUUGCUCUCCGACCCGAGGAGGCAGCUCCUGCCGCCAUCGGCAGUCAGUCCUCACCAGCCGAGCGUCGUCUACGCCUACGCCGCCCUCGUCCUCCAAGGCGCCGUUCUGCCCGUCGUCGGAUGCCUCGGAGCCCUGAGGCUCAGUGAAAAGCUCCUCAAUUCCUACUGGAUCCUCCUGCUCGUCCUCCUGGCCGGCGACAUGCUCGUCGGCAUCGUCUGGGUCUUUCGUUUCCAAAGACUCGUCGCCGGCCUCGUGCCCGACCUCAAGAGCCGUCUCAGUCUCGACUACGGCAACGACGCCGAUUUCGACGCCGCCUGGGACCUUUUACAGCGCUCGGCCCGUUGUUGUGGCGUCGAAUCGCCGGCCGAUUUCAACAACUCGCACUGGCUGGCCAACCUGGCCGACCGGCCAGCCUGGCAACCGGCCGGACUGUCUAGCAAUCGCGUCCAAGUUGCGUCCACACCGCACGGCCGUCCGCUGAGGCCGUCUCUGAUCGGAGACCAGCGCGUCAGCCGUUUGCCGCUGCCCGACUCGUGCUGCAAGUCGGCCAGCUUCAACAGUGACCAGUUGAGGAAGAACGGGUUCAUGUCCAUGGCCAGCGAAGUGCCGCCGGGCCGCAAGGAAGUCUACGGGACGGGCAAACACCGCCAGCAGUUGAGAGACUACAACGAACGCUACCACGAGCGAAUGAUGAGAGAACAACUCCACUUGCAACAACAACAACAGCAACAACAACAACUGGCGGGAAAUAUGAGUUUGAAUCAUCGGUCCGUCACCGCCAUUCCGCAUCAGGGAUCCGUGCGCAUCCAGCGACGGGCGACAACGCCAACAGCGGCGCCUACGAUCGCAAUGAGUCCGUCCGUCGGCCACAAAAAGGACGGCCAGCAGCAUCGAAACCAACAACAGCACGCCAAGCAGCAGAGGCAUCGGCUUGUGCCCAGCGAAGAGAAAGAGGCGGACGACGAGGAGGACGAAGACGACGAGGACGGAACGGACGGGGAUGGAGGGCCGUCGGUCGAGUGCGGCGGGGUGUGGCCCAGCGUGGGCGACGUGAGCGACGUGCACGAAUCGGGGUGCGGCGAGUACGUCUCGUCGUGGCUGCACAUGACGGGCGACACUCUGUUCGUGCUGGGCUAUUGUGUGCUGGCCUUCGUCAAGCUCUGCUUCCUGGCCAUCUUGCGCUACGAGCUGCGCGAAAUGGUGGCCAAAAUCAAGAUCCUGCAGAGCGAACAGGCGCUGAUGAACUCGUCGGCGGCCGGCGGCGUCGCCGGCGCGGCCGGACCCGCCAACAACAUGCCCUUCACCCACUGCGAAAUGAGCGGAAUCAGGGCCGUCAUGGCCAGGGGAACUGGCGCUCCCGUUCCUCCCCCGGCGCUGGUGGCCACCGAAGUGGCCACUGAUUUGCACGACAACUUCAUCAACAACACGUCGGCCGGACAAGCAAACAGAGAGUCGACUCACUUGCCCAACGGAGAAGUGCCUUCCGGCGGUGGGACGACAACAACAACAUCCACGACUGGCCUGUGCGCCCUGAGGAUACCCCGUCCGCGCCGCCAGUCCAGUUUCUCAUCGGCAGAGUACCACCUCAUCAAUCCGUUUGUCCAACAACAACAACCGCAGCAGCAACUACAACAACAAGGCGAAGAGGACGAGGACGAAGAAGAGGGCGACAAUGAGACAGACAAUGACCUCUUCAGUCCGCCCGACACGCCUAUUCAUCACUUGCAGCAGCAGCAGCAACAACAGCAGCAACAACAUCGAACGCUGCAUCAAUUGCCGCAAAACAACGACAACGGCGCCGAUUCAGACUCGGGCAGCCACUGCGCCCUAUUGCCGUCCAGCUGCAACAGUACCGGGCUGCCUCAGCGUCGUCUCAUCCACAAAGAAUGGGAUCCUUCCGAUCAGACGACAACAAUAGCGCAAACAACAAUUCAACAGCAGUCCGGCUGUACCAGCAACUGGGUACAGCCACUGCAGCAACAGCUACAACACGAAAACGGCUGGCCGGGCCGGCCCAACGGCAACAACAAUGAAUAUCACGAACUGAGAGAAAUCAAGCAGACUCAGAUUUGAAAAGAAUAAAAGACUCUUUAAAAAAAAAAAAUCCUUUUUCUUCCAUGAUCUUUUUGUCAAACGUCGUCGUCACGGGCGACGUUAAAAAGAAAAAAAAAAAAAAAAAGAUUCGCCCGGGGACGGGCACGAAAGUCAACAACAAGAGGAAACAACCCGAUAAUCUGAUCACGGAGUUUCGAAAAGAAAAAAUGGCAGCCAUUCUUUGUGUGUGUGUGUGCCCAGUGAAAGAAAAGUGGGGGAGCAAAAAAUCUUGAAUUCAAUUCGCCUGAAAGAUUUUCCUGCCGGUAACAGAUUUUUUUUUUUUUUUGGUAGUAAAAAAAAAGAGCAUAAAAAAAAAAGAAGAAGCGAUUGGCGUUGCCAAUAUUGACUUUCUCUCCUAUUUUCUCCAGACACAAGUGAUCCGAAACCACAUCCACAAAUCUCUUCUCUUUCCCUAUUCUCCUUACUCUAUCAGCAUUUCAAUACGGCAAAGAUCCUCGUCUAUAUAAUACUAUCAGCGAGUGAGAGUGUGUGUGUGUGUGGGUGUGUACACAACAGUUCUUUUUCGAUUUUGUUCCUUAUUUAAUUUGUCAAUUAUCUGUCGUCAAUCGAUAUUUAUUUUAUAUAUACACAUCGCAUUGAUGUGUGUGUGUGUGUAUAUAUAAUAUAUUCAAAUAUCGGAUGAUGAGCAAGAGAUUGUGUGAUGGUUCCUUUUAUGUCUAUUCAUUUCUUUUUCGAAGCGUCCAAAAUGAUUGACAGUGAAUUUUCUUUGAAAAAAAAAAAAUAGUCUUCAUUAUUACGUCAUUCAUUUUGGACACGUUUGUUAUGGAAUUUUUUUUUGUGCUCUUCUUUAAAAAAAAAAAAAUAAAAAAUAACCUGAGGGGCGUGACUAAGUUCAGCUGGAAAACAACUUCCAGGGAGGGAAAAAUGUUUGUAAAAACAAUUUUAAAAAAAUUGAUUUAAAAAAAAAAAAUGUGUGAUUAAAAUUAUUGUGUGACGAUUGCCAUCAACUCCUAUACAUAUUGUACUGAUCGUUAUUGCAUAUGAAUGUACGGUUAUUU